Molecule: messenger RNA, 1086 nt
Organism: Eremothecium cymbalariae DBVPG#7215
Lineage: Eukaryota; Fungi; Ascomycota; Saccharomycetes; Saccharomycetales; Saccharomycetaceae
Gene: CTF19
Product: Ctf19p
Exons: 1
Coding region: 1-1086 (361 amino acids)
Source: RefSeq, a predicted model, not a curated record
AUGGACUUCACGUCAGAUACUUUCCCUAAGGAUAGCAGUCAUCGCAGUGCAGCAGGUGCUAGAGGCUCGUCGUCUUCAGACUCGUUAGCAGCGGACGUUAGCAGCAGCCAAAACAUAGAAAACAAUGAGGAACUGGAGAUUGCAAGAUUGCAAGAGACCAAGGACAGGUUGUUAGCACAUAGAGAACACCUUCUAGGGCAGCUUUUGAAACGGCAGAAACAAUUGGUUAAGCUUCAAAGAACGUCCAAGUAUCAGACAGAUGAACCAAAUAGGGAAGACUCUUCCCGCAUUCAAUCUGUCUUCCCUCAAGACUCUGCCUCUUUGCUUCAAUUAUUUUCCAAAGUUAUUCCAAAGGCAAUUUCAGGUGCUCGACAAGAUAGUUCUUCAUUUAGAACACGUUCAAGCUGCAAAACUCCAUCUCAGACUGAAAAGAUCGAUGGUAAAUCUUCUUUGGAGGAUGAACUUGCUUCCAAAUAUGAUGCGCUUCCGUUGCUAAACCAACAGCUCCGCUUGGAUACAUUGAGGCGGUCGUGCCCAUAUAUGAUGGUCGAAGAGGUAAAUCUACCGUAUACUAGAAUAUCGUAUGAAUUAGGGCCGAAUAAUUCAUUUACGUUGGAAUACGAAUUACAUGUGGAUACGUCAACUGGGCAGUUGCAGUCUUUGAAGAAUAUCAGACUGCCUCCUAACAUUCGGUCGAAAACCCACACUUUGGUAGAAUAUGCUGAAAGUACAAUGAAUAUUGGAUACUUGCUCUUUGGCUUGAGUGAGUUUUCUAGACUCUGCAAUCUACGAAAAGAGGUCCUCGCUAAUAUGGGACAAGCUGUGACAGGGGCUAUCCUAAAUAUACUCAUCGUAGAGCAAACAGAAGAAACAAUUGUUUUUGAAAAGUUAUUCUGGAAGUUCAAGAUUGAGUAUUCUGUGCAUUUUGAUAAGGACAUGCUACCAUUACCUUAUUCUGUUGUAUUGGUAACAUUGUUUAAGAAUAGCGCUAAAACUAGAGACGUUCAGCCCAUCGCAGACGCGCUUAUCCAGGAAUAUGGAGUUGUUGAAGGGAUAGUACAAUUCAUUAAAUCAUUGUAUAUAUAG